Molecule: messenger RNA, 8229 nt
Organism: Alosa alosa (allis shad)
Lineage: Eukaryota; Metazoa; Chordata; Actinopteri; Clupeiformes; Clupeidae
Gene: synj1
Product: synaptojanin 1
Exons: 33
Coding region: 118-5331 (1737 amino acids)
Biological process (GO): synaptic vesicle endocytosis; phosphatidylinositol dephosphorylation
Molecular function (GO): phosphatidylinositol-4,5-bisphosphate 5-phosphatase activity; nucleic acid binding
Source: RefSeq, a predicted model, not a curated record
GGUGGGGAUUUUGUUAGCUGGCUACAUUUGUUAUCAUCCUGGAUACUACUCGGCACUGACAAUCGCCGGGGGGAACGGUGACAGGUGUAAAACAGGAUCCCUCAUCAUAGUUUAAUCAUGGCCUUCAGCAAAGGUUACCGUAUUUACCACAAACUGGAUCCACCCCCCUACAGUGUCAUCGUGGAGACACGAAAUCGAGAUGAGUGCUUGAUGUUUGAGUCUGGGGCUGUCGCAGUUUUGUCUGCUGCAGAGAAAGAGGCCAUCAAAAACACAUACACCAAGAUGCUGGAUGCGUAUGGCAUUUUGGGAGUUCUCCGCCUCAACUUGGGAGACUCCAUGCUGCACAGUCUUGUGGUGGUGACCGGUUGUAGCUCAGUGGGGAAAGUCCAAGACUCCGAGGUGUUCCGGGUCACAGCCACGGAAUUUGUGUCCCUGAAGAAUGACCCGUCCGAUGAGGACCGCAUAUCAGACGUUCGGAAGAUCCUCAGCUCGGGGAACUUCUACUUCGCCUGGUCGUCCACUGGGGUCAGCAUGGACCUGAGUCUCAACGCCCACCGCAGGAUCAAAGAGGACACCACAGAUAAUCGCUUCUUCUGGAACCAAUCCCUCCACCUCCACCUGAAACACUACGGGGUGAACUGUGACGAUUGGCUCCUGCGUCUUAUGUGCGGUGGCGUGGAGAUCCGCACCAUCUACGCGGGCCACAAGCAGGCCAAGGCCUGUGUCAUCUCCAGGCUGAGCUCGGAGCGGGCCGGCACGCGCUUCAAUGUCCGCGGGACCAACGACGACGGCCAGGUGGCCAACUUUGUCGAGACUGAGCAGGUCAUUUUCCUUGAUGACAAAGUGUCCUCAUUCAUUCAAAUCCGUGGCUCUAUACCACUGUUCUGGGAACAGCCUGGCAUUCAGGUUGGCUCUCACCGUGUCAAGCUGUCUCGAGGCUUUGAGGCGAACGCACCAGCUUUCGAGAGACAUUUCACUGGAGUGCGUGGACUCUAUGGAAAGCAAGUGAUCCUCAACCUCUUGGGGAUGAAGGAGGGAGAGCACAUGCUGAGCAAAGCCUUCCAGAGCCAUCUGAAAGCUUCUGAACAUGCAUCCACAGUGAGGAUGAUCAACUUCGACUACCAUCAGAUGGUCAAGGGAGGCAAAGCAGAGAAGCUGCACAGCGUGCUCAAGCCCCAGGUCAGCAAGUUCCUGGAGGAAUGCGGCUUCUUUUACUACUCUGGAGAAACAGGCAUCCAGAGAUGCCAGACUGGGACCCUUCGCGUCAACUGUCUGGACUGCUUGGACCGAACCAAUAGUGUCCAGGCCUUUUUUGCACUAGAGAUGCUGCCCAAACAGCUGGAGGACAUGGGGCUGACGGAGAAGCCCCAGCUGGUGGCUCGCUUCCAGGAGGUCUUUCGCACCAUGUGGUCCGUCAACGGAGACUCGGUCAGCAAGAUCUACGCCGGUACAGGAGCCCUGGAUGGCAAGGCUAAGGGGGGAAAGCUGAAAGACGGCGCCCGCUCGGUCACCAGAACCAUCCAGAACAACUUCUUUGACAGCUCCAAGCAGGAGGCCAUUGACGUCCUGCGGCUGGGCAGCACCCUGAACAGCGACCUGGCCGACAAGGCCCGCGCCCUGCUCACCACCAGCAGCCUUUAUGUCUCUGAGCCCGUAUUACAAUCAGCGUCACCAAGAGUUUUACUGGGCAUGUGCCAGAACUAUCACAAGUACACCCAGCCCAAGCAGAUCAGGGUGUGCGUGGGCACCUGGAACGUCAACGGUGGCAAGCAGUUCCGCAGUAUCGCAUAUCGGAACCAGACCCUCAAUGACUGGCUCCUGGACGCCCCCAUGAAGGCAGGCCACCCAGAAUUCCAAGAUGGCAAAGCUGAGCCUGCAGACAUCUUUGCCAUUGGCUUUGAGGAGAUGGUGGAGCUGAAUGCUGGAAACAUAGUCAGUGCAAGCACCACUAAUCAGAAGCUGUGGGCGGCCGAGCUGCAGAAGAACCUCUCCCGCGAUUGCAAAUAUGUGCUGCUGGCGUCCGAGCAGCUCGUUGGAGUGUGUCUGUUUGUGUUCAUCCGCCCCCAACACGCCCCGUUCAUUCGGGAUGUUGCUGUGGACACAGUGAAGACCGGCAUGGGCGGAGCUACAGGCAAUAAAGGGGGCGUGGCCAUUCGCUUGCUGUUCCACACCACCAGCAUGUGCUUUGUGUGCUCACAUUUUGCCGCCGGCCAAUCACAGGUCAAGGAGAGGAACGACGACUACAAUGAGAUUACGCGCAAGCUCACCUUCCCCAUGGGUCGUCUGCUGUACUCCCAUGACUACGUGUUCUGGUGCGGAGACUUUAACUACCGCAUCAGCAUGCCCAAUGAGGAGGUCAAGGAGCUGAUCCGCCAGCAGAACUGGGACUCCCUCAUCGCUGGAGACCAGCUGGUGGACCAGAAGAACGCUGGUCUGGUUUUCCGCGGCUUCAUUGAGGGGAAGUUAGACUUUGCUCCCACCUACAAAUACGACUUGUUCUCUGAGGAUUAUGACACCAGUGAGAAGUGCCGCACGCCGGCCUGGACCGACCGAGUGCUGUGGAAACGCAGGAAGUGGAACUUUGACAAGACCGCUGAGGAGAUGAAUAUGAAUGUGGUGGGCGCUCCUUCAUCUGAAGAGGAGGAUAUGACACCCUGGAGCCCAGGAACACUCAAGUACUACGGCAGAGCUGAACUCAAGACCUCUGAUCACAGACCCGUGAUGGCCGUCAUAGACGUGGACGUGCUGGAGGUGGACCCGGAGGCGCGUCACCAGGUCUACAAGGACGUGAUCGCACUGCAGGGUCCCCCCGACGGCACCAUCCUGGUGUCGCUCUGCACCUCUGGACCAGACGACUACUUUGACGACGCGCUGAUCGACGAGCUGCUCGACAAGUUUGCCGCCUUCGGCGAGGUCAUUCUCAUCAGGUUUGUUGAGGAGAAGAUGUGGGUCACGUUCCUGGAGGGCUACUCUGCUCUGGCCGCACUGUCACUCAGUGCGUCUGAGGUGUUGGGGAAGAUCAUAGAUGUGCGUCUGAAGAGCCCGGGCUGGAUUAAGAGCCUGGAGGACGAGAUGAGUGUGGAGAGAGUCUUUGGCAGCAUCCCCACCUCAGCCAGCUCCACGCUGCUAGCAGAGGACUCCUACGUGGGAGAGGACGAAUUCGACAUGGAGGGUGACGUGGAUGAGGAAGUGGAGGAGAUCCUGCCGCAGCACCUGCAGCCUGGAGCGGGCGUCGGCCCCGGCUCGUCCCCACUGCCCUCCCCCCGCGGCAGCCCCUGCCACUCGCCCACCCACGGGGAGCCGGCCGCCCCUAGCCGCCCCAGUCGGGCACCACCGCGCUCCACCGGACAAGCACAGGGAAGUUUAAGCCCCGUGCCUUUCAGGAGAGAUCUGUCAGGUUCUCCAGUGGACUCUGCAAUGGGCGGACCGUCGUCUCAGGGUUUGGAACCCAAGCGGGCCCCUCCCCCGAGGCCCAACGCGCCUCCGGCUCGUCCGGCACCCCCACAGCGCCCACCACCGCCCUCAGGCGGUAGAAGUCCCAUACCUGGUAGAAGGGAUUCAGCAGGCGGUAGAAGUCCCAUACCUGGUAGAAGGGAUUCAGCAGGACAAAAAAGCCCUGCAUUAUCCCGAGCCGACCCUGCAGGGCGCGGCCAGGCUGCUGCAGGAGCAGUCGGACGACCGAAUAUCCCAGCGCGUGCAGGGGUCAUCAGUGUUCCACCGGUGGCCAGACCCCCACCCCCGGCUCACCCUGGAGCUCCGCGCCCCGCGGCUGACGUGCACCCCGGAGCCCCACGGCCGGCCCCCGACAUGCACCCCGGAGCGCCGCGCCCCGCCCCCGAAGCCCAGAGCAGACCAGCGCAGCCGCCCGCCGGUCCACCUCCUGCAAUACCAGGACCUAUGAGACCCCAGAUGGCGCCUCCCAUGCAACCCCAGAUGGCUCCCCCCAUGCAGGCGCAGAUGGCGCCUCCCAUGCAGCCUCAGAUGGCGCCCCCCAUGCAGCCUCAGAUGGCGCCUCCCAUGCAGCCUCAGAUGGCAACCCCUAUGCAGCCUCAGAUGGCGCCUCCCAUGCAACCCCAAGCAUCAGUGCAGCAGCGUCUGCCGACCCCUCUCCUGCCCUCUCCGAUGCAGCCGCAGUCGGCCGCCGGCGGCCCCCAGGCAUCUUCUCCGGUCGGCCCCCCGCCACCCCAGCCGGGCCUGGCCUCCCCCAAGCCCCCGCCGCGCAGCCGCUCUUCCCACACCAUCCCCCCGGAGUCGGCCCAGGGCCCAGGCCCAGCCCCGGCCCCGGCUCCAGCUCCAGCUCCAGCCUCACAGGUCAACGGACUGAACGGCCUCCAGCGAGAAGCACAAUGGAAACCAGACCCCUUCGACACGCUGUCCUCCGACCUCUUCCCUGCGCCCUCCUCCUGGCUCAACACCCAGUCCCUGACCCGCAGCAGCUCGCUGCGCUCCGGCCCACUCCCGCCGCCCCAGCCCCGCUCCUCGUCCUCGGCCACGCUGACCCCUGCCUCCCGCUCGCUGCACUCGGCGCCCCUCUUCUCCACCGCGUCCUCCUCCUCGCCCUCGUCGUCCCCCCUGCAGGCGCCCUUCUCCUCAUCCUCCUCUUCCUCCUUCUCCUCUGCCUUUGCGUCCCCGGCGACGUGGGACUCGUCGUCCGGCAGCACGCCCUCCCUCCUGCCUCCGCCGCCACCGGUGCCGUCGCGCAGCCGCUCGCAGGAGACGCUGUCGCGCGUCUCCCCCAACCCCUUCCUGAGCGAGCAGCCCCCCGCCCCCAGCAGCAGCAGCAGCAGCAGCAGCAACCCCUUCACGGGCGGCCUGGCUCUGGCCCACACGCAGCGCCGCUCGCUCACGCCAGACUUCUCCGCACAGCAGCAGGCUCAGGCCGCCUCGGCCUUCCAGAGGACCAUGUCCGCCAUGUCUGCUUUCGCCCCCAAACAGCCCGCCUUCCCACUGACCCCACUGACCCCCCUCACGCCCAUCCCCGUCCCUGCCCCUGCUGUCGCCCCUCCUGCCCCUGCCCCAGACACGCGCAAGCAGCAGUGGGUCACGUUCGACGAUGACUCAGACUUCCUGCUCAGAGGGAAGGCCUCCGCCACAGCGGCGGCGGCCGCAGCCCCCCUACUUCCUCUCUCCACGCCCAGCCCAGCGUCGUUUACACAGGCCCAAAUGCAGCCUCCCGCCUCUGGCCUCGGCAUCGAGAACAGCUGGGGCUCCACCUCCUCUUCCUCCUCCUCCACCACGUCAUUUCCCAUCCUGCCGCCCCCCCUCCCCACCAGGACUAACCCAAACCACCCACACACACCCACACGAACGAGCGAGUUCACCGAGAGAUGAGUGUGUUGAUUGAUUGUUGUUCAAAGAGUGCGUGCGCGGAAAAGAAUAUCUAGAGAAAAAUAUUGCGUACAUGUAUGUGUAUUAUGGUUUGUAUAAAGUGCGGUGUAUAGGACAGGUUUGAACUCUUCAUUCCCAAUCCCCAUUAACCAGGCACUCAAAGUCUGUCAUUUAAGAAAACGUAGAGAUAUUCCAUGCAGCAUCAUUGCACGAGAUGGGAUCAAGAAUAUCAGAUGUUAUUUUCAUUUAAGCAGGAGAAUGUGCCUGUGUCUGUUAUAUUUAUGAAAAGUAUAUACAAAUAUAUAUAUAUAUAUAUAUACAUACAUACAUAUAUGCGCACAGAUGCGUGUGUGUGUGUGUAUAUGUGUAAAAUACUGUGCAAUACUGUUGUAUGGCCAUAUGCUACCAUUUUACCAGUUAGCCGAAGUCUGCACAAUACGUAGUGGACCACCUGCACACACAGAUUUCUUUGUCAUGGUCACUGUGGCCUCUUCCACUAAGACUUCCAGCUGACCCCCCUCCCCAAAACACAUUAUACUAUGCCCCUGGAGACUCUUUGUAUUGCUUUAUUUUACUUAUGCACCUGAGCAGGAGUGAUUUUAAUGGGAUGUCACAAGAACUGCAGCGACUCACAUGCCAGGCUACGCCUGUUAGUUGUCACCACAGUCAUAUCAGUAAGAGAAGUAGCCUGAACCAUUGAUAUUAUUUUUCAGUAGUGCUUUCUUUGCCAUGAAUGUACAUUCAGUUUGCUUUGCCUCUUGUCUCGACAAACGCAUAUUCGUGUGUGCAAGCAGUCAGCGCAAAUGGCAUGUUGCAAGCCACUGCAAAGGUUACUUAGCACUGGCGACUGGACCCCUUUUGACGGACAGACACUGGUCAGUGCCAGUCAGUAUCAUGUGUCCACAUGUGGUGUCUCUUGUGCCCAUACUGUAUCUUAAUGCAUACUAACAGAAGCAUUUUCCCUUCCAUGUAUUGUGAAACCAGCAACUUGGUGUGUAUAUAUAUAUAUUUAUGGUAUAUACAUGUCAUAUCUAAAAUGCACUGAAAAGUCAAUGUCUUUGGGGCUUUCAAGGUUUGUUUUGAAGCCAAAGUUUGAGGCGUCUGGCUUACGUCUGGCUUACUGGCAGAGCAUAUCAGUUCCACUGGCAUAGUUAACUUCAGUGUGCCACUCACUCUUCGGCUACGUGUGAUCUAGUGCUUCUGUGUCUUCUGAUCCAAAGCAUUGAGCAGUACUGCUGUAUAUUUAAUGAAUUUUAAUGAAUGUGGUGUAAUUGUUCUGUUAAGAUAUGAUAUCCAGACGUUAUUGAUAGGAAGCCGUGGUCCACAUCGGUGUUUGUGUUUGUGAGUGUGUGAAGUGUGCGUGUAUGUGAGAGUGCAAUGAACUUGUGCUGGCUUUUUUCUUUUGAAGUCCACCUCUAGAGAUGAAAUUGAAAUUUUGGUUUUAAUUAAUUGGUUUUAAUUCUGGUGUUUUUGUUUCAAUCUGUAAAAGUACUGUCUUCCUGUCACAUAAUGCAUACUGUGUGCGUGUGGAUGUGCAGGCUGUAACAGGACCACUGUGUUUUCUCAUAGCAGUAGAUGCAUUUUAAAAGGAAACUCGCUCUUGGAUAGAAAUGGCUGCCGACCCUAUCAAAGUGGCUGCCAUGAAUAACACCUUCAACAAAACGGUCUAGCUUUUUGGAUCAUGUACGAAAGGGCAGGCAUGCACAUUUGCAAUGCAUAUCAGAGAAUAUGCUGCUUGUCCGCUUAUUGCUCUUUGUAGGACUUUGUGAAAAGAGUUGCUUUCAGCACUGCCAGUAUCUAUUGCUCUUGGGUUUCCACCUUCCUACAUUUUAAAAAAUGAGUUUUUAAAACAGUGGCACCUCUAGGCCACCGUAUUAUUUUUCACGACUGUACCACUCCCACAAGGCAACACAGCUGAGCAGUCCUUUGCUGCAGUGGGUGGCCAUGCGGGGACGUUUUGUGUGAUGGGACAUUUUUAUCAGAUUUCACAGCUUUCAGUAUUUGAAACAUUUCCAUGAUCAGUCAUUGCUUUUCAUCAUGCCCCUUCUUAAAUAAACAGACACUUGUGUGAAGGAUUCUAACCAUGGCACCAAAAGUUUUAUGUAUGUGUUUAAAUGUGGUCUUGUCGAAGCAGCAGUGGCGUCAGUAUUGUACCUUUUAUCGUACUACCUACUAUUUCUGUAUUGUUGGGUUUACAUGUAACUGCACAUGCAUUAAUGAACAUCAGUGGAUGGCUUAAAUGUGGAGGAUUGCACAUGGCACUUGGAGGAUUGCAACAUUACCCUUUGAGCGAGGUGGUCCAUUCCUUUCUACUGGAAGCCUUGAUGGCACCACCAGGUAGCUUGUUUUGACUUCUUUUCUAAAAAGGGGCAAGGCCUUACCAGUGGUGGAAAGCGCAGGGUAAGAAAAAUGCCUCUUAGUAGCCUACUAAAUCCAGUGCAUCAUUUGCUCAGUAACAGUAACAGCCACUUUCUGUAUUUACACUCACUGAUUAGGGAUGUCUUUGCAACAUGAUUUCAUGACCGUUUAGUUGGUGUGAGAUCACUUCCGAUAGGAACUCUUGGAAAGCUUUGAUAUUGUGAUUGGGGUGUACAGUGAAUGAGAGCGUUCAAUCUGAGAGACGUAGAGCCAGAGGCAUAAGGGGAUCGCUUUUACUUAAAAGGCCAGAUUUUCUAGGAGUCUGUUUACUCCCUUUGUGAGGUGAAUGUUCCCUUGUAGCUGUAACCCAGUAGUGACAAAAAUGCUGUUGUUGACCAUAUUCUGUAUAUCAAAGAAACCAGGAACUACAGACCAUUAAUUAGUAUUUAAACAUCUGUGAUUCAUGUGCAAAACUGAGUGCACAGUUCUUGUAUGAAGCAAUUGGUGUUGUAUGUAUGCAAUAAUAAAUAUAUAUCAAACUGA